GGUGAUGGCUUGGCAAGGCAAGAGGCAAGACAUGCAAGACGCAUUCUCACUAGGAGUCUCGUAUUCAUUCAUUCAUGAUAAUGUUCAAAGAACGUAUUUUUAAAUUUUGCAAAUAUAAUCGAACGAAUUGAAAAUAAAUUGAAUUAUUAUCUUAUUUUGGAAGCAAUGACUGUACUGCGUGCCACCAAGAAACCCAUGCCUGUCCGGUACGGUAGAUAUUACAGAGCUGCACUGGUAGAUGCUGCUUCCCUCGGACUCCGACUCCACGUUAGCCGCUUCCUCCUCGGCGUUGCGCGUCGCCGAGGCAGCCAUGGCAUCUUCUUGACUUUCUACGAGCAAACCAGUCCAUUAAAACCUCUCCAGCACGUAGCCUUAUCAAUAUAAGUAAUAACGCCAAAGCCAAAAGCAAUUGAUAAAGUAUAGGCAACGUAAACAAGCAGACUCACUCGGUCGCUUAUAAGGCCGGAGCGCUGCGAGUAAACUAGUUAAAGAGGAAGUGCGUGCGGCCCAGUUGUCCCGAUGGUCAUACUCCGCGCGUGUACUGUGCGUAAAUACGCGCGUAUGCAGGUCGUGUGCCGCCAACGGAGAUUACAGUGUGUGUCCCUUUAGGCGCCGAUGGUAUAGGUAUGCAUGAGAAUGCGAUAAUAAAUCAAAUGUCAGCGGAGGAACACCUAAAAUGGACACGCGAGACCUUUUUAUACCCGACCAACCUGCACUCGGCCAGAGACACACAAUUUUCCGAAGGAUAAUCGAUUGUUUACCAAUGCUUUGGUUAGAUUGCAGUUCGUAGAUAGAUAUAGGUACAACAUGUAAACACACGCCGAGAUUUUGAUCCGCGACUGUCUUCUCUUUUCUAUACACGCUGCGCGUCGUCAGACACACACACUACCACUCUUAAGCAUGAGAAUUAUCAGCGAGCAGAUUUAGGCGUUCCGAAAUCGCAGAUAUAGACGUGUAAAGUUAUAAACUCACUUUAAACUCCACCUUCCAUUUAUCUCGUUUCCCAACAACACACACUCGCUUCCAAUCUGAUCCUUAUUUACCUACGGAUCUACUACUCCCGCAGACCUACGCACAUACGCGGCUUUCCAUCGUCGGAGCGGAGUCUCGCGCGUAGGACUGACUGCGUAUGGGCGUGCGUGAAAAUCAGCUACUCGAUAAACAGCGACUGAUGUGCACGCGCCACGCACACUUCUUCUCCAUAUGUGUAUGUGUGCUAUAGAGCUGCGGUACGCCGUACGCGAGUGUUUAGUUUAGAGAGCGCCUCGGGACUCGGGACGGACUGACUUCUGCAGCGACGAAGCGAGACUUGUGUGAUGUACAGCUAUAUGGUCUGUUCUCGGAGCGAAUGAGACAGCUGAUAGGUAGGUCGAGAGGGAGGAAGAAGGACGGAGAUAGAAUUGGUACGAGCAGACGUCGCCCAUUGCAGAGAGCGGCGAUGCAGCGCUAUAAGAUAAAAAAGCAGCCGGACUGCUGCAGCCCGCGCUCUUCUAGCUUCCUGUUCCUGCUGCCUGCAUAUGUAGAUCUCAUUUUAUAUCGGGGAGGGAGACGCUGAUGCUCUUGAUGCACGCGCGCUCGACAUUCGUUUGAAGGACUGCAGAGAGUGCAGGGUCCAUUACGAGAAGCUCGGAUAAGUGGAUCAGAGAGAACGGAGAUUUUUGCGAAAAUAUUUAUUGGAGAAUGUUUUGGAAAACUUGGAUUCAUGAUACCGUGGCGUCGAGAUUAUCAUUGUCCAAAUAUUGACUCAGUGAAUUGAGAAUUUUUUUGUGAAAAACAUGGCAUCUGGCGAUGACGCUGACAUGAGUUCAGUGGAAUUUACUUUGGAAGAUACUUAUGAGCAUCUGAAAGAUGUUAAAUGCGAGAAGGAACAGGAAGUCAAGGAGCUGAUUGACAUUGUACAGAAUAACAAAGUCAGGACACUCCAGCCAAAUGUUACACCGGAGGAGAUUCUCUUGAAGAGAUAUAAGUUUGCCCAAUCAUUAGCCAAGUUUGUCGCACAGGAGCAGCCUAAGGAUCUUUCCAUUCAUAAUACACCAGAUUUUUAUUCUGGAGCUCUUAAAGGUUUGGAAGAUGAAGUCCAAGCGAUGGAAGAACUGGAUAAAAUUACUGACGAAGAAAUUGCAGAGCUAGAAAGUGAUAUUGCAUAUAUGGAAAAGAAACAAACUGCACUUGAACUAAUAAAAGAAGCAUCCCUGAAUUCAGGUGAUAAGGAAGCAGCAACUAAUUUUGAAGCUGAAAUGAUUGUUACCAAGCAAAUUUUUGGUGAUGUUAAGAAAGAUUUGGCAUUUGUUGUUGACACCUUAUUCCCAAAUAAUGGAGCAUUUCAAAAUUUACUUUUUGUUCUCACAAGAGCAUUAAACAAAGGUGGAGACGAUCUCUACAUCACUGUUACACCUGAUGUACUAGACUUUGUUAAUUUCUUGGAAGAAGCAGAUAUUAUUCAAUUUCACCCCAAUGACAAGACUAAAAUUAAGUUGAGGAAUCUCUGAAGUGUGCAAUGUUAAACUUUGCAAGUAGUUAUUUUCGUUGUAAAUAUAUCUGUGAAAAUGUGUCUGUUGAUGUACUGAAACGUACCUAUUUUAUUAUUGACUUAAA
Molecule: messenger RNA, 2595 nt
Organism: Nasonia vitripennis (jewel wasp)
Lineage: Eukaryota; Metazoa; Arthropoda; Insecta; Hymenoptera; Pteromalidae
Exons: 7
Coding region: 1776-2489 (237 amino acids)
Source: RefSeq, a predicted model, not a curated record